CGAGAGGGCGAGGAUAAGGACUUGAGAACGGACGUGCAUCUGUCGUUGGCUAAGCAGGUGGUUGAAAGAAGGGUGUCUUUAACCGAGCACAUGCAGAGCUAGGCAUCCAAGCUAGCCAAUUGCCACCUGUUUGGUGCAGAUCCGGGACUAACAGGGGCGACGAGGGGGAGCUAGAAAAGGGAAGGGUAUGACCACCUUUGCCUUGGAAUCUGAUGCUCCAGUUCUAGGUCUCUUACCUUUAAAUAGGUAGGUAGAGGACUGCACAUUUGGCUCAGGCAGCAACAACAACAACAAAAAAAGGGGGUAAAACACCACAAACAAAAUCAUGGAUUCCCGCACCCGCAAGGGCUCGUCGACCCCGCCGGCAGCCCGCCGCGCCCUGUCCGAGUUCACGCUGCCCGACGGCCGGCGCGUGCUGGUCGGGUCGCCCGAGGACGCGGCGGCGCUGCGGUCGUGGUACGGGGCGCGCGGGGCUGCUGCUGCUACUGCUGCUGCUAGGCCCAAGCAGCAGACCAAGACGGACGAGGCGACGCAGACCACCACCACCGACGACGACAAGACCGCCACAGCAACCGCCACCCCCGCCGCCCGGGACGACGACAGUGACAACAGCAACAACAACAGCAGCAGGGUCGAGGUGGUGGUGGUGCACGGGUCCGACGAGCACCGCGAGCUGCUGGACCGGACGCGGUCGCACGCGCACGCGCGCAGGGAGGAGCUGCGGCGCCGGCACGACGGGGCCGCGGGCGAGCUGCUGGACGAGUGGGAGGGCCUGUCGGCGCAGCUGCGCGACGUGGCGGCGCAGAUGGAGCGGCUGGCGGACCACGGGGGCGGGAAGCUGAACGCGACCUUUUCCAAAUUUGGGUACGGCGCACACGUCCGCACCUACGGCGACGAGUCGGGCGGUAAAGAAGGCGAAGAACCGGCCAGCUCGGCCGCCAGCACCCUCAGCGGCGGCACCGCCGCCGCCGACUGGGGCGACCGGCGGGCGGGCGGCGCCACCAUGAAGCUGUUCCGGCGGCCCGUGGUCAAGCAGUACUUCCACCGCGGGCUGCUGUGGCGGGCCAGCGCCCUGACCGAGGUCAUGUCGUUCGAGCUCUUCCUCGACCUCGUCUACGUCGGCAUCCUGCACGUCAACGGCGAGCACCUGUCCGAGAGCCCCGACGGCGCUGAGCUGCUCCGCUUCGUCGUCACCUUUUGCAUGGGCUGGAAGAUCUGGGCCGACGUGGCGCAGAUUGUGAGCUGGUUCGACAUUGACGACGUGGCGCAGCGCGUCGAGAUCUUGUUCCUGAUGGCCUGUCUGGUGGGCAUGACGACAAACAUGAUCUCGACCUUCCACGAGGGGCACGACACGUUUGCGUACCUGGUCGGGUUCUACGUGGCCGCCCGCCUGUUCAUGGCCGCGUACCUGGUGCUGACGGCCGUGCUGGUGCCGCUGGUGCGCGCCACCAUGCUGGCGUCGGCCGUGGCCAUCGUCGUGCCCGCCGCGCUGUGGGUCGCGUCCACGGCGCUCGAGAUGCCGCGCCGCCGCCUGGGGCUCGUCUUCGUCGCCCUGGUGCUGGACCUGCUCGGCAGCGGGCUCGUCAUGCUGCUGUAUCGCUGGUCCACGGCGGCGGCAGCCAGUGGGAGGGGGAGGCUCGGCGUGCUGAGCCGUAGGGUGGCGCCGCAUUUCGAGUUUUACCCGGCUAUUAACAUUGAGCACAAGGUGGAGAGGACGAAUGCGUUUGUGUCUUUGGUCUUUGGCUACAGCGUCGUGGCCAUCCUGUUCCAGAACCAGGGAGACGGGCUCAAUGCCUUUUUCGGCAAAGCCAUACUAGGUCUGGUCCAGGCUUACAUCUUCAACUGGCUGUACUUUGACGUCGACGCCAGCAACAUCCACGUCCACGCCAUCCGCCGCUCGAGCAAGCACUACAUCAUCUGGCUCAUGGCCCACCUCCCCUUCAUCAUGAGCUACACGGUCGCCACCGCUGGCCUGUCCAAGCUCGUCGUCGCCUCCGACGUGGCCGACGCGUCGCCCAAGGACCUGACGUCCACCUACGCCCACCGCUCCGAGGCCCACGUCCCGCUCGGCAUCCGCCUCUUCUACUGCGUCGGGCUGUCCCUGUCCCUCGUCCUCAUGGGCCUCAUCUCGUACUGCCACGAGCACAAGCUGCCGCCCACCCGGCGCGUGCCCAAGCGCCUGCGGCUGGCCAACCGCGCCCUCGUGGCGGCCGCCAUCGCCGCGCUGGCCGCCGUGCCGGAGGACUCGCUCACGAGCCUGGGCCUGGUGGCCGCCACGACGGGCAUGGUGGCGUGGGUGCUGCUGGUGGAGACGUGGGGCAGGUCGUGCCCCGAGGAGACGUGGAUCGGCGAGGACGGCGGGUGCAAGCGGCGCUACCUCGCGCGCUGCAGCAGGCGGCGGCUCGAGGAGGUGGUCAGGGGCGAGGAGGAGGGGGAGGGGUAUGCGCCUGCCGCGGUGGGGAUGGGCGACGAGAAGAGGGCGGCUGCGGCUGUGUGAUUUGUGAGACGGCCGAUGCGGAUAAUCCAAUGUUGUCCAUGUGGUGCUGUGAGUUUGAAGUCCGUAAGCUAUCACGAGUAUCACGCACGCUAUAUAUAUGCUUUCAUCAAGGCAGGAAGUGAGAAAAAGAGACCCUACCUUCAAAACUGCCCAGACAGCGCCCUAUAUAGCCCCACCUCGACGCCGAAUUCUUUCUGAA
Gaeumannomyces tritici R3-111a-1 is the source of this 2696-nucleotide messenger RNA. RefSeq lists its product as hypothetical. The record is from RefSeq and is a predicted model, not a curated record. Lineage: Eukaryota; Fungi; Ascomycota; Sordariomycetes; Magnaporthales; Magnaporthaceae. Bases 326 to 2497 code for a protein of 723 amino acids. The transcript is spliced from 4 exons.